This is a messenger RNA of Lucilia cuprina (Australian sheep blowfly), 571 nucleotides long. It is a transcript of the gene mex1, whose product is annotated as protein midgut expression 1. The record is from RefSeq and is a predicted model, not a curated record. The transcript has 2 exons. The coding region runs from base 257 to 514 and encodes 85 amino acids. Lineage: Eukaryota; Metazoa; Arthropoda; Insecta; Diptera; Calliphoridae.
AUUCAACUGAUAAGCUAAAAUAAGACUAUAAAAACAAUAUUAUCAGUAUAUUGGUAUAUUGAGAAUGAAAUACAACAAAAAUAAUUAACAAAGUGGCUAAAACUCCCUAAACAAUGAGUGGGUCUCUAGCAUAAAGCUUUAGUUAUAUAUUAACGUUUAGCAGUAGAACACAUACGCGUAACAACAGUUUUUCCUAAACAAUUUAAGGAAAUUUGAAUUAUUUGAAAUAUUUUUAUUUUUUUUUAAUUAAAACAAAAUGUGUAAUUGUUUGUUGGAAGUUCUUAAGUGUCCUGGCAAAGUUGUAUGCUGUUGCUGCGAUUGUGCCUGUAAAAUGCUUUGCAGUUUGAUUUGUUCCGCUGUUGUUCUAUUGGUAAUUAUCGGUUUAAUUGUUUACUUUACGGUCUACUAUCACAAGGAUAGUGGCAGUUCUGAUGAAGUGAAGAAAAUGACAGAAAGAGUUAUAAGAGAAGCGGCACCACAAAAUUUCCGUGAUUUCUUUAAGACUAUUAAUUAAUAUUUUGUUUUUUAAUUUAGUGAAAAUAUUAAUAAAAUAUAUAUUUUUUUUUAAUUA